Fusarium oxysporum Fo47 is the source of this 3363-nucleotide messenger RNA. RefSeq names its product Aldehyde/histidinol dehydrogenase. Gene Ontology annotation, molecular function: succinate-semialdehyde dehydrogenase (NAD+) activity. The record is from RefSeq and is a predicted model, not a curated record. NCBI's taxonomy places the organism in Eukaryota, Fungi, Ascomycota, Sordariomycetes, Hypocreales, Nectriaceae. The transcript is spliced from 7 exons. Bases 155 to 3121 code for a protein of 988 amino acids.
AUAACCAACAGCUUUCAUAGAACUUGUCCCAUUUUACUGAAGAUCUCAUCUCAAUUUUGAGAACACAAAGGAGACUGUUACUCAGGCCAUUUGACUCAUUCCUCUGCCACACCACCAUCGCCCAAGAUCGACAAUUCAUCAACCUGAGAGCAAAAUGGCUUACUCGUUGCCUUUCAAACACAAGCUCAAUCGUUCUGACCUUCUCAUCACCGACUCUUACAUCCAAGGCCAAACCAAACCCGCCCUCUCAGGUUCAACCUUCGACGUAAUCGAUCCCGGAACCAAUAAACCAUGGACAAAAGUCACGAACAACUCAGCCGAUGACGUCGACGCAACCGUCCGCGUCGCACACAAUGCAUUCCAAUCUUUCAAGAAAACCUCCCCUCGAGCACGUGCCCAAUGGCUUCUCAAAUGGGACGCCCUCAUCCGCGAGCACAAAGUCGAUUUAGCCACGCUUUUGGUGUAUGAGACGGGAAAACCAUACGUCGAGGCAAUCGGGGAGAUGGAUUAUUCUUUGACGUUCGUAUCAUGGUUUGCGGGCGAGGCAGAGCGGAUUCAAGGAACUUGUUUCGCCCCGUCUGCGCCAGAUAGACGAGUAGUCACUAUCAAACAGCCACUCGGUGUCGCGGUCGCGUUGGUGCCGUGGAACUUUCCUGUUGCUAUGGUCCUGAGAAAGGCUGCUGCUGCGUUGGCGGCUGGUUGUACAAUGGUGGUUAAGCCAUCGCCUGAAACGCCGGUUACUGCUAUGGCUUUGGCCAAGUUGGCCAGUGAGGCUGGAUUUCCAGACGGCGUUCUGAAUGUCUUGCCGACAAGCUUGGAAAACACGCCGUCGCUUAGUGAAGCUCUUUGCAAGCAUGAGUUGGUUAAGAAGGUUACCUUUACAGGAUCAACUCGCGUUGGGACUCUUGUUGCGAACCACUGCAGUUUGGGUCUCAAGAAAGUGGUUCUGGAGCUAGGCGGUAAUUGCCCUUGUCUUAUCUUUGAUGAUGCAGACAUCGAAGCAGCUUUGCGCGAACUCGUCGGCCUCAAAUGGCGUCAUGCUGGUCAAGCUUGCGUUACAGUCAAUCGCUUCCUUGUGCAGUCUGGGGUAUAUGACGAGUUCCUUCAGCGCUUCGUUGAAGAGACUGCCAAGUAUGUCAUCGGCCACGGCGCUGCUGAAGGAACUACCCUCGGACCUGUUACGAAGCCCGAAAGUUUGGGCCGAGCUGAGCGACUUGUUAAAGAUGCUGUUUCGAAAGGUGCUCGAAUUGUCACUGGAGGCAAUCGUGUUUCUCCCAAGGGAGGCGAAGGCGGUUAUUUCUUCGAGCCGACGAUUCUCGCUGAUAUGUCGCAUGACACUCUGAUCUCCUGCGAAGAGUGUUUUGCGCCGAUCGCUGCUUUCUAUAAAUUCGAGACGGAAGAGGAGGCGGUUCAAGCGGCUAAUGAUACACCGAUGGGUCUUGCUAGUUAUGCUUUUACCAAGAACGCAGAUCGGAUCUGGCGAAUGCUUGAGAAUCUUGAGGCUGGAAUGAUAGCUCUCAACACCGGUGAUUAUUCUGCUCGGAUCUUGAUGAUGUGUGCUGACGAGAUACUAGGCAAUUCUUCUGCGGCCGAGUCACCAUUUGGAGGGAUCAAGAUGUCAGGUUAUGGAAAGGAAGCUGGGAAGGACGUGGCUAUAAUACCCGUUUCAUGGAGUGACCAGCCCAACCCAAUCCCUAAUCUCCGCACCCGAACGUUCUUCAUUACAGACCACCCUCUCGACGAGCAAAUCCUCGAAAACGGUCUAAAUAAACUGAUCAGAAAUCACUGGCGAAAACUAGGCGCGCGUCUUUUCCCAUCGCAUGGAGAUACACGCCUAGAAUACCGUCUACCGCAUGUUUUCCCAGAUGACUAUGAGCUCUUCAAAUGGUCCUCCGUUAGCGCUGGUUAUUCCUAUGGCGAGACUUAUGAAUUGUCGAAGAUUCUGCAUCCAGGCGAUGGUGUAGCCUUUUUACCAAAUAUGGAGACAAUUGACGCGCGGUUGAGGCCGCAGGACUGGCCAUAUGAACGAAAAGACGAGCCGCCUAAUUCGCCGUUGUUGUAUGUCCACUUAACCAAGUUUUCGGAUGGAGCUGUUCUUGCUAUGAGCGUUCCGCAUGUCUUUGCUGAUCAAGGUGGCUUGGCCAAUAUCGUCAAGGCGUGGCUUGCUGUUAUCGAGGGCAAAACACCACCAGGAAUGACAGGUUACAAGGAUGAUGUACUGGAAGGUGAAAAGCUCUCCAACGGUGAUGUCAAUCAGGAUGAACGGAUUGGACGGAUGCGCAUCCGCAGCAAGAAAGACCAGACGUUGGUGAUUGGGAGAAUUGCUCUCGACCUGGUGAAAGACAGGAAGGAGGAGUCUAGACUCGUUUUUCUACCAAUACAAGUGGUACAAAGUUUGAGAGACAAGGCGAGAGAGCGCUUGGAUGGAAAACACAUUUUGGCGAAUGAAAUCAGCAACGGUGAUAUCAUUACCGCAAUCUUCACAAAGCUUGCCAGGAUCAAUUCCGAGUCCAAGUACGAUAUUUCGCUUUCCUCAACCAUCAACUUACGAGAUCGCAUUCCCGAACUUCAAGGCGAAAAGGGUGAAGGAUUUGUUCAUAACGCCGUACACUAUGCAACAGCCAACUUCGCAAUCAAGCCCUCAACAGGGCUAGACGACAUUGCUCUCCAGAACGGAAGAGCCGUCAACAAAGCCCUAGAGGAAUCGGAUAUCAAAGCUGGAGUUCGCACUCUCCGAGAGCUCGCUAAGGCGAACCAAGUCAUGCUUAUCUGCGAACCUCACCAUAAGCUCUACAGCUCUUCAAACUGGGGUGGUUCAUGGCAUGGAAUAGAUUUUACGAAAGCAGCGCCUAAGUCAUAUGACUUGUCAAGCCAUAGGAAAGAGAUGGUUGUUCUUGGACAGAGCAAGACGCUAAAAGCACCGAUGAGAUACCGCGUUGUGAUUAUGCGUCGAACAAGUGAAGGCUUCUGGUGCGACUUUGCUGCGCCAGUCGAGACCAUGGCCCUGAUCGAUAAGUUUAUUAGGUGGGAUCCUUCGCUGGGAAUUCUUUUAGAGGAGAUGGAAUCUUAUGGCACUUCCAAGAGUCGAAGAGCGUUCAAGUCAAACUGCGGAGUCCCGUGAUCAUUGUCAUUUGCUUUUAUGCUGCAAGCAAAAAGGGGUUCUCGGUCAGAACAAUAGCUGAUCUCUCAGCCAAAGGUUUCAUCUCAAGUAUCAGGGAAGAUAACCAUGUAUUGCCUAUACAAAUUACUUUGUAUUCUUUGCAUUCGUGUUGGGUUUGAAGUUUCUUUUUUACCCCCCAGCCUUAUAUUACUACCAUAGGUACUUAAUUCUAUAGUAUACCACUAUGAACUCUAAACUUGCCC